AUGAAGAACCUCCUCUUUGCCGUGCUUUUGGCUUGUGGGCUGCUCCCGGCGGGCGCCAGCGUGUUGGAGCUGGAGCAGAUGAUCAGGUCGGCCACGGGGAAAAGUGCCCUGCUCUCCUACAGCUGGUACGGGUGUUUCUGUGGCAUCGGGGGCAGAGGGACCCCGGUGGACUCCACGGAUCGGUGCUGCCAUGCCCACGACUGCUGCUACAGGAAACUGCGGGAGGGCAAGUGCGGACCCCUGAUCACCCCCUACCACUUCCAUGUCACCGAUGGGGACAUCGUUUGCAGUGACGAGCAGAGCUGGUGCAAGAGAGAGACCUGCCUCUGCGACAAGGCGGUGGCCUCGUGCUUCGCGGCCACUUUGCCUUCCUACAACAAAUCCUACCGCUUCUAUUUCAAGCUGAAAUGCCGAGGAAGUCAGCUCCAGUGCUGA
Chaetura pelagica (chimney swift) is the source of this 435-nucleotide messenger RNA. RefSeq names its product phospholipase A2, membrane associated-like. Lineage: Eukaryota; Metazoa; Chordata; Aves; Apodiformes; Apodidae. The coding region runs from base 1 to 435 and encodes 144 amino acids. Gene Ontology annotation, molecular function: calcium ion binding; phospholipid binding. The transcript is spliced from 4 exons. The record is from RefSeq and is a predicted model, not a curated record. Gene Ontology annotation, biological process: arachidonate secretion; negative regulation of T cell proliferation; phospholipid metabolic process.